AUGACAGAGCUGGUUUUGAACAUUUCUUCUUCUUUCCGUGUGGUUUUUAGGAAGGCGAUCUCCCGCUCAGGCCUCCAGCACCUCGGUCCUCCGCAGCUCUCCCUGCCUCCUGCAUCCAACGGCCCCAACAAGGAGCUCCGCACCUGCAUGGACUGGACGGAGAACGCCGUGAACGGAGAUCACCUGUGGAUGGAGACGAGCUGUUCAGGAGAGCUCUGUUAUCUCGGAGAGGACACCUGCUUACUGAAGACCGCAAAGUCGGCCCCCAGGAGGAAAUGUGCAGCCUGUAAGAUCGUUGUUCACACUGGCUGCAUAGAGCAACUAGAAAAGAUUAACUUCCGCUGUAAACCGACGUUCAGAGAGGGAGGAUCUCGAUGCCUCAGAGAUCAAAACAUACUGAGACAUCACUGGGUUCACAGACGGAGACAAGAGGGCAAAUGUAGACAAUGUGGAAAGAGUUUUCAACAGAAGUUCUUCCACAGUAAAGAAAUCAUUGCCAUCAGUUGUUCUUGGUGUAAACUGGCUUUCCACAACAAGGUGACGUGUUUCAUGCUGCAUCAGAUCGAGGAGCCGUGUUCACUGGGGGCCCACGCUGGAGUCAUAGUGCCCCCCUCCUGGAUCAUCAAAGUCAGGAAACCACAGAGCUCACUGAAGAACUCUGCAAGGAGAAAAAAGCGGACAUCUUUUAAACGAAGGACAAGCAAGAAGGGACUGGACGAUUCUAAAUGGCGUCCGUUCAUGUUGAAGCCACUUCCUUCUCCUCUCAUGAAGCCCAUCUUGGUCUUUGUCAACCCGAAGAGCGGCGGAAACCAGGGCGCCAAGGUGUUACAGAUGUUCAUGUGGAUCUUGAACCCUCGACAGGUGUUUGACCUGUCGCAGGGCGGCCUGCGAGAGGCGUUGGAGUUGUAUCGGAAAGUGCCAAACCUGAGGAUCCUUGCCUGUGGAGGAGACGGGACGGUUGGGUGGAUCCUGUCAACUCUCGAUGAGCUGCAGAUGAACCCCCAGCCUCCGGUCGCUGUUCUUCCUCUGGGAACAGGAAAUGACCUCGCCAGGACGCUCAACUGGGGCGGGGGUUACACAGAUGAGCCGGUGUCCAAAGUUCUGUGUCAUGUGGAGGACGGUUCUGUUGUGCAGCUCGACAGGUGGAACCUGCUGGUGGAGAAAAGUGCUGCUCUGCCGGAGGAGGGAACACAGAAGCUGCCUCUCAACGUGUUCAACAACUACUUCAGCCUGGGCUUCGACGCUCACGUCACCCUGGAGUUCCACGAGUCAAGAGAGGCCAACCCAGAAAAGUUUAACAGUCGCUUCCGCAACAAGAUGUUCUAUGCAGGAGCUGCGUUCUCAGAUUUCAUCCAGAGAAGCUCCAGGGAUUUGUCCAAGCACGUCAGAGUGGUGUGUGAUGGAACAGAUCUAACCGCCAAGAUCCAGGAGCUGAAGUUCCAGUGCAUCGUGUUUCUGAACAUUCCCAGGUACUGUGCUGGCACCAUGCCAUGGGGAAACACAGGCGACCACAGAGACUUCGAACCCCAGCGCCAUGACGACGGCUGCAUCGAGGUCAUCGGUUUCACCGUGGCGUCACUGGCAGCGCUACAGGUCGGCGGUCACGGGGAGAGACUUCACCAGUGCAGAGAGGUUGUAUUAACUACCUUCAAGACCGUACCUGUGCAGUGUGUGUGUGUGUGUGUGUGUGUGUGUGUGUGUGUGCGCGGCCGUAGUAUUCAGAAGGUGUGUGCAGCUGAUCUGCGCCGCCUCUCUGCUCCCCCCGACUCCUUCUCUGUUCCUCAUGCAGUUCCAGACCGUCUGCGUCUGCGAGUGAAUCGGAUCGGCCUCCAGGAGUACGACCGGCUGCAGUACGACAAAGAGCGACUCAGAGAUAUCUCCAUCCCUGUCGGCAUCGUUGUGGUACGAGGAGACUGUGACCUGGAGACAUGCAGACUCUACAUCGACAGACUACAAGAGGAUUUACACCAGGCGCCAUCUACUGGCCACAGAGUGCACUACCAGGACGAGAGCAGAGGUGUCCCCAGGACCAGUUCAUCCAGUAGAUUGUCUCCCAACUGGAGCUUCUUGGAUUCUUUGUUUACUGCUGCCAGUUCUGGAGAUCUUUCUAUGCUGUCAGAGUGCGUCCGUCGAGGCAUCAGCCUGUUGGUCCGAGACUCCGGAGGCUGCUCGGCGUUACACAUAGCGGCUCAGAACGGACACUCGGAGCUGGUCAGCUUCAUCCUGCAGCAGGGCUCCAAAGUGCUGCUGGAUUUAGCCGACAGAGAAAAAGGGGACACUGCCCUGCACAAAGCAGCCUCUGAGAAGCAGCAUGCCGUGUGUCGAUUGCUGGUUGAGGCCGGGGCGUCGCUCGAGAAGACCAACUUCCUGGGGAAGACACCAGCGGACCAAGCUGAGGGAGACUCGGAGCUCGCCACUUACCUGAGCACCCAACAACACAAAUCUUGUUCCACCCAUGAAGACUUGGAGACAGCGGUCUGAGGCGCACACACACACACACACACACACACACACACACACACACACUCACGCACACACUCACUCUGCCUCCGUGGACUCUCAAACUCGGUGGAGAAGAACGCACGUGUGAGAGGAAAGUGUUUGAACAAACGAGCAGAGUCGGGUUCGGACUCCAGCGGCUCCACGGGCGAGGAGGCGGAUCAGCAGCGGAGAUUCUAAUCAACUAUUUAUUUGUAUUUAUUUAUUCAUAUUCUAUUUAUUGGUUGUGCUGAUCGAUUGUUGGACAUUGAACGGCUCAGACGCAGGCGCAGUGUGAGCGGCCGCGAGGCGGGGUCGUGAGUUCACUGGCGGAGAGGAGAGAUGAACCUGUGUGAACAGAUGUAAGGGAUUUCAGUCACAGUCUUCAGAAACCAGAGGUCGGACGUCGGUAAAGAAUUUAAAAACAAGAUAACGCGGAGUCUCCUGAUAGAAAUAGAAACGGUUUGUGUGUUUACCCCAUGAAACGUGUGCCAAAGACGUUGGACCGAUGUCGUGUCGUACAGAGUCCACGGUUCCACCGACGCUCUCAGAAUCCACCACGUCGUUCUGUGUGUUCGUUCAAAAACUUCAAAAGUCCCUCGCUCACAAUGUGAAACCAAAAGUCACCAGAUCAGACGGAACCACGGAGCAAACGCGUGAAGCUCGGUCCAGGCCCUCAGGUCCUCGGAGUCUGAGUGUCUCUCGUCACAUUAUGCAAAGAUCUCAAAGGUUUUUAAUCACGCGUCGUCUCGCUGAGCUUUGAUGUCGUCGCACGUUCAUUUCUUCAAAAACCGCCGUCAUCGAAUAAUUCACUAAACGCCGAAGAGGUCGAAAUGUUUUUACACCACAGGAACUUUCUCCAGGAAGUUCAGUUCUUAUGUUUUAAAGAGACUUUCCAUCACCUUCAGGGUGAACGUGGCUCGUUUCAUAUUUUAACACGUCUAACGUUUAAAAGUGAGAAGCAGCAGCCGCCGUUUAAACUGACUGUGAAAUCACUGCCUGGACCAGACGUGGACCAGACGUGGACCAGACGUGGACCAGACGUGGACCAGACGUGGACCAGAUGUGGACCAGAUGUGGACCAGACCAGGACUAAAACCCAGCACACGAUCGAGACACAGAUUAUUUGCAGGCGCAGUUGAGUUUGAAGAAUAAACCAGAUUAUCUUUUU
Messenger RNA from Paralichthys olivaceus (Japanese flounder), 3649 nucleotides. NCBI's taxonomy places the organism in Eukaryota, Metazoa, Chordata, Actinopteri, Pleuronectiformes, Paralichthyidae. The record is from RefSeq and is a predicted model, not a curated record.